Messenger RNA from Eptesicus fuscus (big brown bat), 760 nucleotides. Its product is annotated as keratin-associated protein 19-8-like. NCBI's taxonomy places the organism in Eukaryota, Metazoa, Chordata, Mammalia, Chiroptera, Vespertilionidae. The record is from RefSeq and is a predicted model, not a curated record. The coding region runs from base 479 to 670 and encodes 63 amino acids. The transcript has a single exon.
CCAGCGACCUCACCCGGAAGCACAGAGCCUCUGAGAGCACAGGGUUAUCCUAGACCCGAUCGGACCAAGGUCUUCUGAUCGUCAGGGAACCAUAACUCCCAGGGUGAGCCUGAGAUGAAGCAACACUGAACUCUAAACCACGCCGCCAUCCAACAUGUUACGCAACCUGCGUGGCUCUGAAGGAUUGUGCUUCAUCUGGUAUGUCCGGGCUUUGAAGAUGCAGCAAUUUCUCCUCAUAAAAGAGAUGCAAUGCGUGUAAGGGACACCCUGACUUGGCAGCAAUGCAGGCGAGAUGCUUUGAUGAGCACGUGGCCUCCUCAGAGGUUGGUGUUGUGUCAACGAGGGGUGACACGGAUGACACAAAACAGGUGCCACGUGAUUCAGCACCUGCUGGCUCAGGUAUAUAAGCUCCCUCCCCACUCGCUGACACUCACUCUCAGGAUCUCGUCUUGAACAGAAACACACUCCCCCUGACACCAUGAGCUACUACGGCAGCUACUACGGAGGCCGCGGCUACGGCUGGGGCGGCUUUGGUGGCCUGGGCUAUGGCUAUGGCUCCGGCUGGGGCUGGGGCGGCCUUGGUGGCCUGGGCUGUGGCUGUGGCUACAGGAGCUACGGCUGCUGGCGUCCGUGCUGCUGUGGGGGAUACGGAUACUCUGGCUUCUACUGAAACCCUGCCCAGCAGCUCAGCAUCUGAACUUACAAGGGACUUCCUCCCACAUUGGAUCUAAGGAACCGGACAGCUAACCUCAUGCUGGGU